AUGUCAAGAACCGUCACUCACUUGGAUUCCAUGUCCACCCCUCAUGUGGCCCUCCUCCCGAGCUCCGGAACGGGACACCUGAUGCCCUUCCUUCGACUAGCCGCUGCGCUUCUAGCCAAGGAAGUCCAUGUCAUGCUCAUCACUGCCCACCCCAUGGUCUCGGAGGCUGAGAAUGAGGCCCUGUCUAGCUUCUUGUCAGCAUUUGAUAAGGUCAACUCAGAGCGGCUGGACCUCCUUCGGAUUGACCCCGAGCAGUCCAUGGCCACUGAUGACCCAUUCUACCGCCACAUUGAUCUUAAGGUGCAUUCUUUCGGACAUAUAUCAAUGUCGAAUUGUGCACGGGGAGACAUGUCCGGUGGCCCUCACAUAGCCCUCUUCCCCAGCGCCGGCAUGGGCCACCUAAUGCCGUACCUCCGCCUUGCCACCGUACUUUUGGACCGCUGCUGUCGCAUCACCCUCAUAACGCCCUGCCCUACCAUCACCACAGCCGAGGCAGUCGCCAUUUCUUCCUUCCUCUCGACCUAUCCUGAGGUCAACGACCUCGAACUCCGUCUCGUCCCUGACAACAAUGGCCCCGACCCGGCUAUCACUGAUCCUCAUUUCUUCCAGUUUGCCCGCAUCAGCCGCUCCACACACCUAAUCCGCCCCAUGUUGUCCUCCGCAAGCCCACCCCUCUCUGCCGUCAUAUCCGACCUUUCUGCCGCCUCGCAGGUUGCCCCGAUCCUAACCGAUCUCCACCUCCCGCUGUACAUUCUAUUCACGACCUCCGUAAAGUUUCUACCUUUAAUAGCUCUUCUCCCAAAGCUCUUAUCAGACCCAUCAAGACUGAAUCCAUCCUGUUCCGACGUCAACUUCCCGGGCUUACCUCCAUUGCCUGAUCAUCGAAGGCUUGCCCCCACUACUGCCGAUCGUAAGAGCCGAGAGCUCACUUCAAAGGGUGACUAUAAAACUUGGCUGGAAAGUCAACCGGUCGACUCCGUGGUGUACGUGUGCUUCGGGAGCAAAGCACCCAUGGGCGUAGCUCAGAUACAGGAGCUGGGAAAGGGGUUGGUAGGGAGUGGAUUUAGGUUCCUGUGGGCCCUCAAGAUGAAGAUAUCAUUGGUUGAUGAAUAUGAUGACCACGACGAGGAGACCAAAUCAGAGAAUGUCAGGGAACUGUUGGGAGACUCAGUUUGGCAUGAGAAUGGAAGAAGGGGAAUGGUGAUGAAAAGUUGGGUGGACCAGGACGAGGUUCUAGCCAGCUCGUCGAUCGGGGGGUUUGUGUCGCACUGCGGGUGGAACUCGGUGACGGAGGCCAUGUGGGCCGGAGUGCCAGUGCUUGCAUGGCCUCAUAGGGGGGACCAAAGAGUAAAUGCACAGGUCGUGGAGGAGUCCGGUCUCGGGGUUUGGAUGAAGGAGUGGGGGAUGGGGACCCGGAGUGGUUUAGUAAAUGGGGAAGAGAUCGGGGAGAAGAUCGGAGAGUUCAUGAGGGAUGAGAACUUGAGGGAAAGGGCUAGGAAAAUCGGGGAAGAGGCUCGGAAGGCCGUUGAUGCUGGCGGAAGCUCCCAUGAGACGAUCACCAAAGUGCUCAAGAGUCUUUAG
Messenger RNA from Punica granatum (pomegranate), 1581 nucleotides. NCBI's taxonomy places the organism in Eukaryota, Viridiplantae, Streptophyta, Magnoliopsida, Myrtales, Lythraceae. The record is from RefSeq and is a predicted model, not a curated record.